AUGGGCUUAUCGUUGGAUGACGUCGAGGACAACAAAGCUAAACCUAACGGGGAUAAGGGGAUAAGGUACCCGUUACAACAACGACAGAAUAUCUUCAAAACUCUUUCCCACCAACGUGACGUUUCGCCAACACCACCAAUAAGGCGCAUGAAUUCAUGGGUGGCAAAUACUGAAGGUGUUGAUCCUUUUGAUGUUUAUAAACCUCGUGAGCGUCGCAUGUCACCAGACCUACCGCCACCCCCACCUAAGGGCAUAUUAAGGCCUAGCACCCGACAAUUAAGUCCAGAUAUUUAUAAACGCCGAUAUCUGCCGGAGCCAUCAUCACAUCUCUCAUAUGAGAUGCGUUCACGUUUGGAACGUGCUCCUGAUCCACAUGCAUCUAUGGGCAUCUUCUCAAACCCAAUUAAAUCGUCAUCAUCAUCCUCCGGUUAUCGCAUUGUAGUUAGUAAUUUGCAUAGCAGCGUAACUCAGUCAGAUAUCCAAGAAUUGUUCGAGGAUAUCGGUCCUUUAUAUGAUUCACGUUUGGUGCGUCCCGGCGUUGCAGAAGUAAUAUAUAAAUCUCUUACGGAUGCAGAAAAAGCGGUGGAUACAUACCACAACCGACAGUUAGAUGGUCAACCUAUGAAAUGUCUCCUGGUGAACCCCCGCGCCUCAAACAAGCCCACCGCUCCAGCAAUACCAACAAAACAACCUUUGAAAAUUGACAUAGACACUUUGCGUAAGGUGUUUUUACGGCGCCAAUAUGUUCAAAUGACCAUGGGUGGUGAACCUAUGAAAUGUCUUCUGGUGAACGCCCGCGGCUCAAACAAGCCACCGCUACAGCAAUACCAACAAGUCUAA
This is a messenger RNA of Bactrocera neohumeralis, 840 nucleotides long. RefSeq lists its product as uncharacterized. Bases 1 to 840 code for a protein of 279 amino acids. Lineage: Eukaryota; Metazoa; Arthropoda; Insecta; Diptera; Tephritidae. Gene Ontology annotation, cellular component: nucleus. The record is from RefSeq and is a predicted model, not a curated record. Gene Ontology annotation, molecular function: mRNA binding. Gene Ontology annotation, biological process: mRNA export from nucleus. The transcript is spliced from 2 exons.